AUGACUGCGACGGCUAUCACCCAGUCUAUCGAGGAGGCUAACCACUCCAUCUCUGCCGUUGCACAAACCCCCAAGCAGGCCAGUGGUGCUCAAGCAGCCCUCGCCACGGGCGGAUACGAGUUUCCCGGGAUUCCCAAGAUCGACGACCCCUACAAGAAACGACAAUGGCAACUAGAGCACAUGGCGGGGGCCUUUCGAGUAUUCGCACGAAAGGGCUUCACCGAAGGCACUAGCGGUCAUAUCAGCGUGCGCGACCCAGUUGACCCGUCGACAUUCUGGAUCAACCCUAUGGGAAAGCACUUUGGCAUGCUCAAGGCCAGCGACAUGGUGCAGAUUGACGAGGACGGCCAGGUUAUCGGCGGCAAUAAGACGGCCAUCAACGCAGCCGGGUUCAUGAUUCACAGUGCCAUUCACCGAGCGCGACCCGACGUGCACGCUGCCUGCCAUACCCACUCGCCGGCGGGUAAGGCCUGGUCGACAUUUGGACGUCCACUCGACAUCAUCAAUCAGGACACCUGCAACUUCUGGGGCACCCAGGCCGUCUACAAGGCAUUUGGCGGAGUUGUCCUGGGGGCUGAGGAGGGGGUGCGAAUUGCCGAGGCCCUGGGUGACACUGGUCGGGUCAUGGUGCUUCAAAACCAUGGGCUUUUGACGACGGGUGGCACAGUGGAUGAGGCUGCUUAUCUGUUCACUCUAAUGGAGCGUUCUUGCGAGGUUCAACUCAUGGUGGAAAGCACGGGUCUUCCCAAGAACUUGAUCGGAGAGAAGGAGGCGAAGUUUACGGCCCAGGUGAACGCCGAUCCUGAAACUCUUUACACGGAAUUCCAACCAGACUUCGAGUUUGAAAUCUGGAAAUCCAAAGGAGAGCUCUGCAAGGGCGAGUAA
This is a messenger RNA of Aspergillus melleus, 885 nucleotides long. RefSeq lists its product as uncharacterized. The coding region runs from base 1 to 885 and encodes 294 amino acids. The transcript is spliced from 3 exons. Lineage: Eukaryota; Fungi; Ascomycota; Eurotiomycetes; Eurotiales; Aspergillaceae. Gene Ontology annotation, cellular component: cytoskeleton. The record is from RefSeq and is a predicted model, not a curated record. Gene Ontology annotation, molecular function: actin filament binding.